GAUCUCCUCCUCCUCCUCCGUUACACAGUUUCUAAUUUCAAAAACAAAAACAGAAAAUCCAAUUUGUUAUUAUAUUCAAACGAUCGAUUCUCAAAUUCGUUUUAUUUUCUCGGGAAAAUUACAUAUAGAGAAAAUGGCGCUUCGUUUACCGCAUCAGCUCGGAUCUCUCGCCGGAGCUCCGAUCAAGUCCCGUGAACCGACCGCAUCGUCGGUAAAUUCAUCUCUAUCGGUUUCACCACCGUUGGCGAGGGUGCAUAAAGCGAUGAAUCUGAAUCACAAGGCUCACGGAAUGAAUCCGGUGUUGGCGACGGCGCGAGCGGAUCGGUCGGUGGCGUGUAAAGCAUUCGCGGUGGAGACGACGGAGGAGCGAAGAACGCACAAAGAAGGAAGGGUCGGCGGCGGAGGAGGAGGAGUUCCGGUUUUCGUGAUGAUGCCGCUGGAUAGCGUGACGAUGGGGAACGCGGUGAAUCGGAGGAAGGCGAUGAGAGCGAGUCUCCAGGCGUUGAGGAGCGGAGGUGUGGAAGGGAUCAUGAUAGAUGUGUGGUGGGGUUUGGUGGAGAGGGAAGCUCCGGGGGGUUAUAACUGGGGAGGGUACGAUGAGGUGCUUGAGAUGGCGAGGAUGGUUGGGCUCAAGGUUCAGGCUGUUAUGUCUUUUCAUCAGUGUGGUGGUAACGUUGGUGACUCUGUCACUAUUCCUCUGCCUCAGUGGGUUGUUGAAGCGGUUGACAAGGAUCCAGACCUUGCAUUCACUGAUCAGUGGGGAAGAAGGAACCACGAGUAUAUAUCUCUUGGUGCUGAUACACUCCCACUUCUCAAAGGCAGAACACCCGUGCAAUGCUACUCUGAUUUCAUGCGUGCUUUCCGAGACAACUUCAAGCAUCUUCUUGGAGACACCAUUGUGGAAAUUCAAGUGGGAAUGGGACCAGCAGGGGAGCUGCGUUACCCUUCAUACCCCGAGCAGGAUGGGACAUGGAAGUUCCCAGGGAUUGGAGCCUUCCAAUGCUAUGACAAGUACUCAUUAAGCAGCUUGAAAGCUGCAGCUGAGGCGUACGGUAAGCCAGAGUGGGGCAGUACUGGCCCAACCGAUGCUGGUCACUACAAUAACUGGCCAGAAGACACUCACUUCUUCAAAAAAGAAGACGGUGGUUGGAACACAGAGUACGGAGAGUUCUUCCUCACAUGGUACUCUCAGAUGUUGCUGAAUCACGGCGAGCGUAUCCUUUCCUCAGCCAAAUCGAUCUUCCAAAACACUGGUGUCAAACUAUCAGCCAAAGUCGCUGGAAUCCACUGGCACUACGGGACACGCUCACACGCCCCUGAGCUCACAGCAGGAUACUACAACACCAGGUUCAGAAACGGAUACCUUCCCAUAGCUCAAAUGUUAGCCAGAUACAACGCCGUAUUCAAUUUCACAUGCAUAGAGAUGAGAGACCACGAGCAGCCGCAAGACGCGCUUUGUGCACCAGAGCAGCUAGUGAACCAGGUGGCUUUAGCUACUCUAGCCUCGGAAGUUCCUCUAGCUGGUGAAAACGCGUUGCCUAGGUACGAUGACUACGCCCACGAGCAGAUCCUCAAGGCGUCAGCGCUGAUCUUUGAUCGGAACAACGAGGGAGAAAGCAGAGAGAUGUGCGCGUUUACUUACCUGAGGAUGAAUCCGGUGCUGUUUAGGGCGGAGAACUGGGGGAGAUUCGUAGGGUUUGUGAAGAGAAUGGGUGAAGGGAGAGACUCUCAUAGGUGUUGGGAAGAAGUGGAGCGUGAGGCUGAGCAUUUUGUGCAUGUUACUCAGCCGCUGGUUCAAGAAGCUGCAGUGGCUCUCACUCACUAAAGGUAGAGAGAUUGUGGCAUGGUUCGAUGGUAUAUGUGUUUGUAUGCUAUAUAAUGCAAUGAUUAUUAUGUUGAUGCUGAAAAGAUGUUAGGCUGAUGUUGUGUAUGUAUCGGCAGUGCCAUAGCUCUGUUUUUUUGGGGUCAGAUUUGUGGCAGUGUACUCCUAAUAUAUGCUAAAAUAUGUAUAUAUUUUCUUCUUUUUGUUCUAGUAAUAAUGUUCUGAAGAAGA
Messenger RNA from Brassica napus (rape), 2053 nucleotides. Its product is annotated as beta-amylase 1, chloroplastic-like. Lineage: Eukaryota; Viridiplantae; Streptophyta; Magnoliopsida; Brassicales; Brassicaceae. The transcript is spliced from 4 exons. Bases 134 to 1825 code for a protein of 563 amino acids. The record is from RefSeq and is a predicted model, not a curated record. Gene Ontology annotation, biological process: polysaccharide catabolic process. Gene Ontology annotation, molecular function: beta-amylase activity.